CUGCCGGAGCGGCUGCCGCUAAUUAGGGUGUAACUGGUACGGCUAAUGCUGGGUAAUUGCAGCUGCUGUGGGUGAGUUGCUGGUUUUGUCCUGGGGAGAGCGGCGGUCACGGUGAGUUACCCUGUGAUGGUGUGGUUGGACAGCGCAUAAAAAGCCGGGGAGCUGGAGUGCAUGCUAAGGGUAACUUUAUAUGUGUUUUAAAAGACUUCUGCUUCACAGUUGAUAGUCUUGAAAAGUUUUUCUGCUUGAAAGAAUGGUUUCUGCUCUGAACCAGGUGUUAAAUGUGUGUAAUCUAAAAUUUAUAAUUUCAGUAACUCUGAUAAAGUUAUUGUUGUGUGUGGGUAGUCUUCACAUCACCAGAUAUUAUUUCCAACUCUGAAGCAAUCAUGUCCUCUUUGUAGUCCCCUAAGUUUUUAAACUUUAAUUAUUAAAAAUUUAAGUUUAGCAAGGUUGCUAGCUAACCAAGCCAGCAUCCCUCCAUCCUCACGAUUCCUACUCUUAACCUGUGUAUUGUUUCAUGUGAAGGGUGCUGUGGUCCCCUACUUAGAUUUUCACCUUGCAAAAACUUGGGUAUCUUCAUGUCUUCUUGAUUUAGGAGCUGAUAUAGCAUUUAAGCUAAUUCUUUUAUUUCCUGUUAAUAUAAAUAGCAUGUUAAGAUGUGGACCUAUUGAUGUAGUCUGAAAUAACUGAGUUCUCCCAACUUAUUUCUUGAAAUAUUUGAUAUUUAUUAGCUAAGUAGAGCAGCAAUGUUAUGGUGUAGUUGUUUGCCUCUGAGUGCACAUGUAAUAGUUGUGUAUUUGGCCUUAGUUUAUGAAAAAUCCUUCAGAAUCUGCUGCUCUAAACAUAAAAAUCUUGGUGGUUUUGUGAAGACCCAACUAACUUGAGACAGAUAAGUUGCUGUCCAGACUGUGUGCCCUUAGCCUUUGCCUCCCUUUGUUAAUCUGCUGAAGAUUGUUCUGUGCAGAUGAUAGCUGUGCAUUGUAACUUUGCACACAGUUUCUCAAGUUCAUUGUGUCGAUUCUUUGAGCUGUUACUUUUAAAGAGAAGAGGGAAAACUGAACCUUAGAAACAGUCUGUUUCAGGAUUUAAGAAACGUUAAGGAAAUAGAAAGUUUUAAUUCAAAUUUGUUUUAUUACAAGAUAGUUGGAAAUCCAUUAGAUUUGCAUAAACAUGAAGAUAGUAUGUUCUAAAAGGAAAUUUAUUCAAAAAUACAAUGUUACUUUUGCAUUUUUAACUUGUGGAUCAUUUAUCCUUAAUCUGAAACUCCCAUAUAGCAAACUUCUAUAUAAAACAGAAAUUUAGAAUCAGUUUUUGAGAACAGGUUAUUUUAGCAGAUAAUGCUCCUAAGUUGUGCAUUUCAUCUUUAUGUGACUGACAGGAAGGUAAAAUGAAUCUCAUCAUUUAACUGGCUUCUAACUUGCACCAGCUGCUCAGUAACAGGAAUUUGUAGUCCUCCAAACUGAAUUAAAAUACAAUGUUAACACAUGAGCAUUUAUUCAUUUAUAUUGUAAUUGUGCCUGAAAUUUGAUGGAGACUUUGUGGCACGUGUUUCAAUUCAUUUGUCAUUUCCACUCCGUUUUUCUCUAUUCAGAAUUAGGUUUAGAAAAUGGGAAGAUAAAUUAAGAACACACCUGUGAAUCUGUGUAAUGCAGAGAGAACAUGUAUUUUUUAAUGUGUGGAAGGCAUUAUCCUAUGAGGGUUUUUAUAUAAAGUUCACAGUCAUGAUCACAGUAGUGAUAACCCGUUUGGCCACUUGGCAUAUUCGGGUGUCCAGAUGGUUUAGGAAUGGCAUGUACCAAAUACAUCAGCUGCUUGCAGGAUUUUCUGCAACUAUAAACUGUGAAGCUUGGUGCUUAAAUGGCUAAUGGACCUUAAAAGUUACCUUUUAGAUGAGUUUUUAAUGAGUUUCUUUCAACUUUCUAUUUAAAUUACUCUUGGCUUUGAGAGAGUUAUUAUUAUGGCUUUUGGAUGUGGUCCUUGCUGUAGCUCUGUAUGCCUGUUACCUUAAACUUGAUUGCCAUGAGUCUUUAGUUUAUAGUGGCAGAAAUUUGCCUUCUGUUUGUGUUUGUAGCAGGCAAGGUUGGCUGGCAGCACCCAGCUCUGUGAGUGAAGGCUUUUAUGUGUGCUGCAGUUCUCUACAUGCUCUUCCCACAAUUGGGGUUUGGUUUUUCCAUGUCAGACUGAAAGAUUUUCUUGCUGUAGGGUUCUGAAAUCUGUUAUAAGAGUGUUUGAAUUUCUUUAUCCUCAGGGUAUUGUACAAACUGUGGUCCUUUAGCAAGGUGUUGUAACUGGGAAGUGAACAAUUAAAUUGGAUAUAAGCUGUUACCUUUAGAAUUGGAUAUAAGACUUUACCUUCUUCAUUUUCCUUUCAAAAGUUAAAAAAGUAUAUGAAGGAAUUUGCACACAGAGGUAGGUUGUAGGAACAGUGUCUGCUGACCCUGUUAUCAGCAAUUCAAAGUGACUUCAUAGGUUUUUAGUUUUUGGUUCUCUAGUAGUUUCAGACAAGAUGUUUUUCUGUUUAUUUGACCUGUUGUAUCCUGUGUAGGUUAAAUUAUUAAAAUGUACUCUGGAACUAACUUGGAAAUUCUUUUUAAUAGUCUGUCUGGAGAACUGCUUCUUAGUUCUGAGAGAACUAGAAGAACAUUGCAUGCUUUGCAGUGACCUUGAAUGUGUGAAACUCCAGAAUCCAUGGACCAGCUUAGCCAUUGUCUCCCUUUUUCUGACCUGCUGACUCCAAAACUUUGGGCACUGCUUGAUGGCAAUGGCUCUGUUGUGUAGAAGGCCUCUAUUUGUGAGGUGUUUUACAAGAAAAGAAUCUGAAAAAAAAAUACCAUUUACUUCCAGAAAGUGUUAGAAAACACUUGCCAAUUUUCUAAAGUUCUGCCCUGUGUGGUUGUGUGUGCUGAGUUGUGUUGGUUGUCGGGCCUAGCAGUGUUUGCUGUUGGUGUUUGAAGCACAGGCAGUGAGUGCCUCCCAAAGUGGUGAUGCUGGGUACCAAAUGCAUUCAUCUGCUGGUGCUCAGGGUUAAGGAAAUCUCAGAUGUUGUACGCUCCAAGUGUGUCUGGCCAAUAUUUGCAUGUUGUUUAGUAAAGCUCUCCGGUCUUUAGACAAGUCUUAUUCUUCCAGAUAUCACAAAUUUUAACAUUAUUUGUGGUAUCUGGAAGAAUAAGACUUGCAGGAAGUCUUGGUCCCUGGUCUGCCUGUACUCAGUUGUGUUCCCAGCAGCUGCCUUGUCCUUAGAGUUUACUUUUAAUGAGCAUUUAUUUCUAAUUUUCUUCUCCUGACCCUGACUAGACUGCUAGAAAUCACUGUCCCCCAAACACUCCAGUGGCUGCUUCUUUCAUCACUGCUUUCCAUAAACUGCAGUUAUUUAAAUUCCAGACUGAAUUGGGUCUGCUAGUGGGGGCUCCCUUUGUUCUUUGAGAUAAAAUCUCAUGCUACACGAGAAUCCAGAAGAGAUGCACUCCAGGAGUGCUGUGCAGUGCCAUAGAUGCCCUCUGCUGUGCACUGUGUGGUCAGAGGUUGUGUCUGUGUGUCCCUGCUGUCCCUGACUGUUGUUGUCCCCCAGGGAUGGUGCUGGUGCGCACGGACGCCGGACAGCUCGUCAUGGUGCCCCAGCAGGCCCUGGCACAGGCUCAGAUGCAGGCCCAGGUGCAGACACAGGGACAGGGUCCUGCCAACAUGUCACCCAGGCUUUCUGUGCCCACCACUGGCCCUGUGUUUCGCCUCUCAACAGCUCAGCAGCCAACGUCCGUGGGCACCUCCAGCGUCCGCCUGGGGCUCCCCGUGCAAGCCAAGGUGGUGCCAUCGACAGCAGCGCCCGCCGUAACAGUAGCUACGACGAGCGCUCCCAACCUGUUCAAGACGACGGUGGCAGGUGGAGCUGCAGCCUCCCAGCAGCCUGCAGUGCUCAGCAGUGCCCAGAGCCAGGGCUCAGGGGCGGGGCAGCCACGGCUGCCACUGCCCCCUCCCACGGCAGCGCAGGUGCCAGCACAGCCCCUGGUCAUCCCCAGCUCCCCUGUGCCUGGCACCACCGUGGUCUCACAGGAAAUGCAAGAGAAUGUGAAAAAAUGUAAAAACUUUUUAGCUACCCUUAUAAAACUUGCUUCUCAUAAUUCACCAUCUCCUGAAACGUCCCGCAAUGUGAAAGCUCUGGUUCAAGAUUUGUUGGAUGCAAAGAUUGAUCCAGAAGAAUUUACAGGCCGCCUUCAAACAGAACUCAAAUCAUCUCCUCAGCCAUAUCUCGUACCUUUCCUUAAGAAAAGUCUACCUGCACUGAGACAAUCUUUACUGAACAGUCAGCAUUUGGUUUUGCAAGGCCAGCCGUCUCAGCAGUCACUCCAACAGACCAAGCUCUCUGCAGUGAUACCUCAGUCUGCCUCGGGAAUCUCCUCUGUUGUCACCACUCAGACAAUAGGAAUAAGGCAACCAAACAACAUUUGCACAGUCUCUGUAUCAAAUACAGUGCAGCCUCCUCAGGUUAAGGUGGUACAGUCAAAUCAGAGUUCUCAACUGCAGAUUAUCCAGUCAACAUCUGCUCAAACUGUGAAACGAGCCCCUGCUUGCCAGACUACCCAGAUUAGGAUGCCAGUGGUAAUAACUCAGACCAUUAGACCACAAGGCACAGUAGGGAAGGCACCAACAAUACAAGCCAGUAAAAGUCCUGGGGGCUUUGGUGUUCAGGUCUCUGCAAAUCAGAAAAACAAGCUGAAUGACCCUGGAGGUGGUUCUUUCAGAGAUGAUGAUGACAUCAAUGAUGUUGCCUCUAUGGCUGGUGUUAACCUUAAUGAAGAAAGUGCCCGAAUUAUGGCCACCAACUCUGACUUGGUUGGAUCCCAGAUGCAGUCCUGUAAAGAUGAACCCUUUCUUGCUGCUAUACCUCUCCAUAAACGCAUACUUGAAACGGCUAAAAAACUAGGAAUUACUGAUGUGCCAGCUGAGGUGGUUACUUUUAUUUCCCAUGCAACACAGAGCAGAUUAAGGACAGUGAUAGAGAAGGUGACAGUGAUAACCCAGCACCGGAUGGAGUCGUACAAAGAUGAUGAGUGGUACGAACAAGCCUCAGACGUCCGAUCCCAGCUGAAGUUCUUCGAGCAGUUGGAGCGUUUGGAAAAGCAAAGGAAAGAUGAACAAGAGAGGGAAAUUUUGCUGAAGGCUGCCAAGAGUCGCUCAAGGCAAGAAGACCCAGAGCAAGCUAGACUGAAACAAAAAGCAAAGGAGAUGCAGCAGCAGGAGCUGGCCCAGAUGAGGCAGAGGGACGCCAACCUGACGGCGCUGGCAGCCAUCGGCCCCCGCAAGAAACGGAAGCUGGAUGCUCCUGGCCUGCUCACCAUAGGAGGAGAGGUAAGUGUGCACCCAGAGCAGGGAAAUCACUCCUGCAAAGCCUCUCAGGAACAGCUGGGGCUGCUCCUGCUGCUGCAGGCAGGCAGGUGUGUCAUUUUGGAAAUGCACAUCAGCACGGGAGCCCAGCUUGGCUUGCCACAGUUAAAAUGGCAUCUCCUCAUAGUUGUAUUUUCAAGUGUGAACUUUCAGCAGGUCAUUAAAGAAUGUUUUUAAAAUAGUUCAAUGUGA
Zonotrichia albicollis (white-throated sparrow) is the source of this 5571-nucleotide messenger RNA. The record is from RefSeq and is a predicted model, not a curated record. Lineage: Eukaryota; Metazoa; Chordata; Aves; Passeriformes; Passerellidae.